Molecule: messenger RNA, 927 nt
Organism: Coniophora puteana RWD-64-598 SS2
Lineage: Eukaryota; Fungi; Basidiomycota; Agaricomycetes; Boletales; Coniophoraceae
Exons: 6
Coding region: 1-927 (308 amino acids)
Source: RefSeq, a predicted model, not a curated record
AUGCGCGUCGGCGAUUUCUCUGCUUCCGUCUUGGUGGACGGCAGCCCUCUGGACGAGUUUGAUGUUGUUGUUGAUGAGGAGAAGCUAAGCGCGACGUGUUACGUCCCUUCAGAGGCGGGAAAGAAAUUCAGCGUCCGAUGGAAAUGCUGGGAAGAGAUCCGCACGAUGGAGAGUGGUGGAUACAUUUCUGUGGACGACAUUACCUGUAAAACAGGGAACGUCGUGCGGACCGGCAUAUUGGGAACGUCGGAUACUAAGGAGCGCUCAGGCAUCUCCUUGGACCGCGAAACGACCCAAGACUUCGUCUUCUCUAACGUAAAGCUAACAGAUGACGAAGCGUAUCUUCGUACUCACGGCCUCGAGAAAGUCGGCGAGAUAAAACUCACAAUAAAGCGGGGCAUCUCGGCGCUGAAGACUGUACCCAUGCUGUAUAACAAUGGCGUCAAGGAAUUUGAACCUGUUAAUGAGAAGCUGGGCAAAACUAUGGUGCACCGCGUCGGGUUUGGCAAACAAAGGAAGCGUUCAAUACCAAGAGAAGGAUGGCACUUCAGUGCAUCAACGGAUCCGUUCAUUUACUUCAUCUUCAGGUACCGGCCCUUAGAUGUUCUGCAAGCGCAAGGAAUAGCUCCUCGCGCGACUCCAGCAAGUGAAAGAGAAAGCUCUGUUGCAGUCGAUGCAGCCCCGGAGGACGUUCCCGAGACGAGUAACGAUGUUCCUUCACAGCAGCCCGGUUUGUCAGAUAUUAGCACACGCAUGCUCGAUGCGCGCAUCAAGGCUUUGAAGGAUGAACUUGCCCAGCUUGAGGCUUUGCGUAACCCUGCUAUUGCAGCUAAGGUCAAGGAAGAGCCGGCCGAACGUCCUGCCAAGCGGGUCAAACGCGAGCACGGACGUUCAGCGAUUCCCAUUGAGGUUAUCGAACUGGAUUGA